AGCAGUACUCCAAAGCCAUGAACGCCCUGAGCACCGCCGUCGUCCUUUGCGCCACGGUUGCCUGUGCCGCUGCGGGUGGACUUUUAGGUGGCUAUGGCCUGGGUGGUCUCGGAUACGGUGGAUAUGGACUUGGCUACGGCGGCUACGGCCUUGGAGGUCUCGGAUAUGGUGGAUAUGGUCUUGGUUACGGUGGCUACGGUGGAGGCUUGGGAUAUGGCGGAGGCUACGGUGCCGGUGGCGUAGGCAUCGGCAGCAGCGUCGCUCUUCUUAGUGGUGGACCUCCCUUUGCCAAAGCUGUGGCUGGACCUGCCUUCCUCGUGAGAACGGUUCACCACGUCAACAAAGUGAGCGGCGGAGGAGCCCUUCUCGCUCACUCUGGCCUCGGCUACGGAUACGGCGGUGGCUACGGAUAUGGUGGUGGAUAUGGAUACAAGGGCUGAACAUUAUUGUUACGUCAU
Messenger RNA from Rhipicephalus sanguineus (brown dog tick), 458 nucleotides. RefSeq names its product neuropeptide-like protein 31. NCBI's taxonomy places the organism in Eukaryota, Metazoa, Arthropoda, Arachnida, Ixodida, Ixodidae. The transcript has 3 exons. The coding region runs from base 18 to 440 and encodes 140 amino acids. The record is from RefSeq and is a predicted model, not a curated record.